CAUAGUGCGAGCCAGGUUUAGGUGCGUCCGUCAUGUACGACUUACUCUACAAUCAGCCUCAGAAAUUAAUGCUAUUAGCAGGAUGUAGUACGGUUUGCACAACCGUUGCCGAAGCGGCGAAAAUGUGGAAUCUAGUUGUCCUCUGUUACGGUGCCUCAUCUCCAGCAUUAUCCGAUAGAAAUAGAUUUCCGACUCUCUUUCGGACUCAUCCCUCAGCUACGGUGCACAACCCCACAAGGAUAAAAUUGUUGCAAAAGUUUGGCUGGUCUCGCGUAGCCAUUUUACAGCAAGCCGAAGAAGUGUUCAUAUCUACCGUGGAGGACCUAGAAGCUCGUUGCAAGGAAGCUGGAAUCGAAAUAGUAACGCGCCAGAGUUUUCUUUCCGACCCUUCGGACGCAGUCAGGAACUUACGUCGUCAAGAUGCCAGAAUAAUCGUGGGCCUCUUCUACGUGGUUGCUGCAAGACGCGUUCUUUGCGAACUUUACCAUCAGAACCUUUAUGGCAAGAGUUACGUAUGGUUCUUUAUCGGCUGGUACGAGGACAACUGGUUCGAGGUCAACCUCGACAAGGAGGGCAUCACCUGCACCAAGGAACAAAUGCGACAAGCUGCAGAAGGUCAUCUAACCACCGAAGCUCUUAUGUGGAACCAGAACAACGAGACAACGAUAAGCGGAAUGACCUCGGAAGAUUUUAGGCAGAGGUUGAACAAAAUGCUGAAAGAGGAUGGUUACGAUAUCGACAACAACAGAUAUCCUGAAGGCUACCAGGAAGCUCCGCUGGCAUACGAUGCCGUGUGGUCCGUGGCUCUGGCGUUUAAUAAAACAAUGGAGAAGCUUAGUAAAUCCGGCAAAAGCUUGAAGAACUUCACGUACACGGACAAGGAGAUCGCGGAUGAGAUUUAUUCGGCUAUAAAUUCGACGCAAUUUCUUGGCGUAUCCGGUUACGUGGCUUUCAGUUCCCAAGGUGAUCGAAUCGCCUUAACGCAGAUCGAACAGGUGAUAGACGGGAAGUAUGUAAAGUUGGGAUACUACGACACACAGAGUGACAACCUGACCUGGCACAAUAUGGAGCGUUGGAUCGGAGGCAAGGUUCCACAAGACAGGACGAUAGUGAAGAAAGUUUUAAGAACGGUGUCCCUGCCACUCUUCAUAUCCAUGUGCACCUUAUCAUCGGUGGGUAUCGUGAUAGCGAUGGCGCUAAUUGUGUUCAACAUCUGGAACAGGCAUCGAAGGGUCAUCCUUUCAUCCCAUCCAGUAUGCAACACGAUCAUGUUGGUGGGAGUGAUAGCUUGCCUCGUGUCUGUAUUUUUACUGGGAAUGGACGGCAGAUUCGUGUCUCCAUGGGAAUACCCUGGAGUAUGUCAGGCAAGGGCCUGGAUAUUGUCCACAGGAUUCACCCUUGCAUUUGGCGCAAUGUUCAGCAAAGUUUGGCGAGUACACCGAUUGACGACAAAGACGAAAGCCGACCAGGCCAAAUUAUACAUGGCCAAACAGAAGGUGUCUUCUGUGCAGAAGAAGGUCCAGCCUUGGAAACUGUAUACGAUGGUCAGUGCCCUGUUAGCUAUCGAUGUCGUUAUCCUCGGCAUUUGGCAAGGGCUAGAUCCACUGCAGAGAACGAUCGAAGUCUUUCCUUUGGAGUCGCCACCUUUCGGAGACGACGAUGCUCGCAUCAGACCCGAAUUGGAGCAUUGCGAGAGCGAACACAAUGGCAUGUGGCUUGGACUAGUAUACGGCUACAAAGGGGUGGUCUUGGUCUUCGGUCUAUUUUUGGCAUACGAGACCAGGAGCAUCAAGGUGAAACAAAUUAACGAUUCGAGAUACGUUGGCAUGUCAAUUUACAAUGUGGUCGUGCUUUGUCUGAUCACUGCUCCAGUGACCAUGGUCAUUGCCAGCCAGCAAGAUGCCAGCUUCGCAUUUGUCGCGUUAGUCAUCGUGUUUUGCUGUUUUCUGAGUAUGGCUCUAAUUUUCGUACCUAAAGUCAUCGAAGUCAUUAGACAUCCGAAAGACAAAGCCGAGUCUAAGUACAACCCAGACGUAGGAAUCUCCAAAGAGGACGAAGAACGGUAUCAGAAACUUUUGAGCGAAAACGACGAGCUGGUGAAACUUAUCUCAGCGAAGGAGGAAAAGAUCAGGGCACUGAAACAGAAAGUUGCUGAACGGGACGCAUUAAGAGGAGGAGGAAACAUCCCUAAGGAUUCUCUGAUAGUUGCCGAUUUCGUCACGGGAGAAGGAACUUCAGACAGCGCUAUCGAGACGGACCACGUCGGCUGACCGAAGGACCGCAACGAUCGGGCGAAAAAGCAAUAUAAGCUAACGGGCUAAAACAGCUUUCGAGGAAGCUACCUUCUAAAACUACCGUAAACUAUUAACAGCCACUGUCACGCCAUUCGUUUUAGGUAGAAACUUGCAGCUCCGUGGAAAUGUAAUCAUUCAACGAGGAGGUCGAAUGUGCGCGCGGAAGUACUCGAUGUACCUACUCGAGUACCCGUACUGAAAUGUCGUACGAUAAAUAAGGUGUAAUGUCCUUUCCUGUUUUUCUUAUCUUCAAUUUUCAACGGCAAAUGAGAGAAUUGUCAACGUAUUAACGGGAUUUGACUGCAAUUCGACGAUCGUAAACGUAGCCUGCGUGUGUCUGUCGUGUAGACUCAGACGAUUCCUCGUCUUUAAAAGGAUAUUCAUUUACAUAACGUCAAACAUCCGUAUGUGGAAUAUCCAGGGAGUAAGGCUUUUCGCCAGAAUUUUUCUAUUUUUUCCUGCGACUCGACCGUCAUAACGAUGUCCUCGAUUUAUUUUCAGGUUCAUGGCGUAAUCCGCAAACGGUACGUUGCGCGACGUAAUAUCACAGAAGUAUUAUCGAAAUGUUGAUGGAAGCAUCUUAUAUGUACGUUAGGAAAUGGAGAUAUUUAUUUAAGUUUUUGUAAAUUAUAAAAUUCAUUCAAGAUUGAGACGACCCGGUCCUUUUACCGCCCGAC
Messenger RNA from Orussus abietinus, 2971 nucleotides. RefSeq names its product gamma-aminobutyric acid type B receptor subunit 1 (gene GABA-B-R1). The record is from RefSeq and is a predicted model, not a curated record. Gene Ontology annotation, molecular function: G protein-coupled GABA receptor activity. The transcript has 10 exons. NCBI's taxonomy places the organism in Eukaryota, Metazoa, Arthropoda, Insecta, Hymenoptera, Orussidae. Bases 33 to 2270 code for a protein of 745 amino acids. Gene Ontology annotation, biological process: G protein-coupled receptor signaling pathway; gamma-aminobutyric acid signaling pathway. Gene Ontology annotation, cellular component: G protein-coupled receptor heterodimeric complex; membrane.